Mastomys coucha (southern multimammate mouse) is the source of this 1814-nucleotide messenger RNA. It is a transcript of the gene Fhit, whose product is annotated as fragile histidine triad diadenosine triphosphatase. Gene Ontology annotation, cellular component: plasma membrane; nucleus; cytoplasm. The record is from RefSeq and is a predicted model, not a curated record. The transcript has 5 exons. Bases 89 to 517 code for a protein of 142 amino acids. NCBI's taxonomy places the organism in Eukaryota, Metazoa, Chordata, Mammalia, Rodentia, Muridae. Gene Ontology annotation, biological process: purine nucleotide metabolic process; intrinsic apoptotic signaling pathway by p53 class mediator; diadenosine triphosphate catabolic process. Gene Ontology annotation, molecular function: bis(5'-adenosyl)-triphosphatase activity; ubiquitin protein ligase binding.
AACAUCUUAGCAAAUAGACUUAAGCUUUAGGAAGGCUUGAGAAACAAUUGUAUUUGCUUGAGAGUGUGUGUGGGAUGACUGUCUAAGGAUGUUUCAUCAGUGCCCACAAGAGGCACAUGCUUCUCACAUUCUAGAGCUGAGAGGACAAAGAGCCAUCCACAGGCGCAUAUGCCUUUCACUCAGUAGAUUUCACUGUGAGACCAUGUCGUUUAGAUUCGGCCAACACCUCAUCAAGCCCUCUGUGAUUUUUCUCAAAACUGACCUGUCCUUUGCCCUGGUGAAUAGGAAACCCGUUGUACCUGGCCAUGUCCUCGUGUGCCCACUGAGGCCAGUGGAGCGCUUUCGUGACCUACGUCCUGAUGAAGUGGCCGAUUUGUUUCAAGUGACCCAGAGAGUUGGGACAGUGGUGGAGAAGCAUUUCCAGGGUACCUCCAUCACCUUCUCCAUGCAAGAUGGUCCUGAAGCUGGACAGACUGUGAAGACAAUUAUAUUUCCAAGCCUUGCUACUUUCUGGUGACAGAGUAGCUCAUAGAUGGUGUUCAUGGAACCAGGAUGCGUGGAAUCCAGUCCUGCCGCACUAGUAGCUUCUCCAGGAAGCACAGCAUAGUAGCACCUUCAGAAUCUGGCUGUCCUAUUUGGAUAGUUUUUGUCAAGGCUGGGAAUAUUUCAUGUUUUGAAAUUCACACAGUUACACAUUUUGAAGGGAGGUUGGUCAGCCUACCAUGGAACGCAUGGGGCCUAUCCUUGCAUUCUUUACCUGUGUGUGAGAUUCUCAAUGCUGUUUAGUGUCUGAUUUCUGGGUUCUAAUCCACUUUUGCCAAAUGCCAGGUGGUAAUAACAAUAAGCCUAUUAAUGGCCUUUUUCCCUGAAGCAAGUGUUGCUAUUGUUAAUGAGGGUACACCACUGAGUUAGCCUCUUGAACAGGAUGGUACUUCAGGGAAUGUUUUUUCCUGAGGCUUUAGAUUCUGCUUAGCAACGCACAGGCUGACCUGGCUUACUCAUUAAGACCCUUGGAACAAGGAAAAGGAAAUAUUGAAGUUAAAAGUGACCUCUUAUUUUAUAAUUGAUUAUUUGGUUUCCUUCUUGAGUUAAAUAGUAGAACACGGCUGGGUACAGGGUGAUUAUUACAAUGAUGUGGAUAUCCUACAGGUUUGAGAAUUAAUCUCUUUCUCCUCUCUGCUACUCAGCCCUUCCCUGACACCCACCCAAGCUGUCCUGGGGAACCUCAUGGUCCCUCUCCUGUUGUCUAGCUAGAUUCCUGUCAAGGAAUUUUUCAUUACUUCUGACACAUUGGUUUGUUUAUGUAUGUUCCUUUUUUUCCUGUUGUUUCUAUUGUCUCCAUAUAUAUAUGUAUAUAUACACACUCACUUUGUGAUUUUGGAUUCUGUUGUUAUUGAUGAUACUUAGAGCAUAUUGCCCAAUGGCCUCUGGAAUGGUUUACCAUGAAAGAAACUGUGGGAGGAAGAAGGUCCCUCUUUAGACCUAUUCCACUGUCCUCCUUUGAAGUCUGCCAUCAAAGAAUGAUCUGAUCUACUUGUCCCAAAGGAGGUGUAAUGCACUCCCUUAUCAAGCAACUGCCUUUUUCAGGCAUACUGUGAAUGCAGAACAAGCAGGCCUAGAUCCAAGAGCCACUUUCUCUCCCUGCCACUUCCUCCUGUCUAUAAAAACACUUUGUCCUGUUUCCUUUGCUGUCUGAAUCUGAAGCUACCCUCAGCCUAUAAAACUUACAUCAAGCGAGUGUGCUACAGUCUUCCCUCGUCAAUCUGAACCACCGUUGUGGUGAUCCUUACCCUAACCUAGUAAUAGGAACAAAA